This is a messenger RNA of Neocloeon triangulifer, 5287 nucleotides long. Its product is annotated as serine/threonine-protein phosphatase 2B catalytic subunit 3-like. The transcript has 14 exons. Gene Ontology annotation, biological process: calcineurin-mediated signaling. The record is from RefSeq and is a predicted model, not a curated record. Lineage: Eukaryota; Metazoa; Arthropoda; Insecta; Ephemeroptera; Baetidae. Gene Ontology annotation, cellular component: cytoplasm; calcineurin complex. Bases 171 to 1697 code for a protein of 508 amino acids. Gene Ontology annotation, molecular function: calmodulin binding; calmodulin-dependent protein phosphatase activity.
UGCCCGUCGCUCCGUGUUUUGGGUCAGUGUUUCGACAGACAUCUUGUGCGCGAUUCGGCCGCGUUUGCCGCGUUCUGCUGCGUUCGGCUGCGUCCGUCGGGCCGAUUUGUGAGUGCCGGUGGGCGGCCGAUCCGCCAAUGACUGUUUAGUGCGCCGCCAGCACCGCCACAAUGUCGUCCAACACGCCCAAAGUGUCGACAACAGAACGAGUCGUCAAAAGUGUUCCGUUCCCACCAAACUCGCGGCUGACGAUAGCAGAUGUCUUCGACUCGAGGACCAACAAGCCCCGGCCGGACGUGCUCAAACAGCACUUCAUCCUCGAGGGGCGGAUCGACGAGACGGCCGCGCUCCGCAUUAUCAACGACGGCGCCACCCUCCUCCGUCAGGAGAAGACUAUGAUCGACAUUGAAGCCCCAGUCACAGUGUGCGGUGAUAUUCACGGCCAAUUUUACGACCUUAUGAAGUUAUUUGAAGUCGGAGGUCCUCCCGCCAUGACCAAGUACCUUUUCCUUGGCGACUACGUGGAUAGAGGAUACUUUAGUAUAGAGUGCGUUCUCUACUUAUGGGCACUGAAAAUAUGUUAUCCCACGACGUUGUUUUUGUUACGAGGGAAUCACGAGUGUAGGCAUCUCACAGAAUACUUCACCUUUAAGCAAGAAUGUAAAAUCAAAUACUCUGAGCGAGUGUACGACGCGUGUAUGGACGCCUUCGACUGCCUGCCGCUUGCGGCCCUCAUGAACCAGCAGUUCCUCUGCGUGCACGGCGGCCUCUCGCCAGAGAUUCACAACUUAGAUGACGUUAGAAAGUUGGAUAGAUUCAAGGAGCCGCCUGCAUUUGGUCCCAUGUGUGAUCUUCUCUGGUCAGACCCCCUGGAAGACUUCGGCAAUGAGAAGAAUGCAGAGCACUUCAGUCAUAACAGUGUGCGAGGGUGUUCCUACUUCUACAGUUACGCUGCUUGCUGUGAUUUCCUCCAGAACAACAGUCUCCUGUCGAUCAUAAGAGCGCACGAGGCCCAGGACGCUGGGUACCGCAUGUACAGGAAGAGUCAAACAACAGGAUUCCCAUCCUUAAUCACGAUAUUCUCUGCACCCAAUUAUCUGGAUGUGUACAAUAACAAAGCUGCAGUUUUAAAGUACGAAAACAACGUGAUGAACAUCAGGCAGUUCAACUGCUCACCUCAUCCGUACUGGCUGCCCAACUUCAUGGAUGUGUUCACGUGGUCGCUGCCGUUCGUUGGCGAGAAAGUGACCGAGAUGCUGGUCAACGUGCUCAACAUCUGCUCGGACGACGAGCUCAUGUCCGACGGCGACGACGCCCUCGAAGAAGGGAAACUUUUUGUACCUAAGACUGGUGCAGCAGCCAACUUGCGUAAGGAGGUAAUUCGCAACAAAAUCCGCGCCAUUGGGAAGAUGGCUCGUGUCUUCUCCGUGCUGAGAGAGGAAAGCGAGAGUGUGCUGCAACUCAAGGGUCUCACUCCGACCGGUGCUCUGCCACUGGGUGCCCUCUCUGGAGGCAAGACUUCCCUCAAAAAUGCGCUUCAAGGAUUCUCACCAAACCACAAAAUCACCUCAUUUGAAGAGGCCAAGGGCCUGGAUGCCAUCAAUGAACGCAUGCCCCCACGCAAAGAUGCGCCCUCUCCGGUAACGUCGGACGAUUCGAAAUCGGCGACCGGAAGUGCCAGCAACGCCCACUCAUGAGCCAACUAAGCGCCAUUCAAAGGGGCUCUGCAGGCAGCGCGUCCUCCUCCUUCUCUCCUUCUAAUAGCCAAAGGUCAUUGUCACGAGUUCUACCAGCUGCUUAACGGAGGAUCAAGAAAGAAGCAAUGCUCUGUAUCUCUCUCUCUCUUUUCCCUUUCAAUCUCUCUCUCUAUCUCUAAAUCACCAAACUACCCCCAAUUAUAUACUCUCUAUCUACGCACCCACCACUUCUUUUCGAGGACAAUUCCCCUAGUUGAGCUACUCGUACUCCGCUGUGUAUGAAACGAGAAUAUUUCCACAUGCCUUUGUUUGCGCCUACGACUAAUUCGAAGGAAUAUUUAUUACUUAAUUGCGAGACAAGAAAAAAAAAUAAUGAAAUACUAUUGAAUAUUUCUAUUCUGUAUCGAGCGGCAGACUCGCUCUGUAAGUAUGUACUUACUCAAUUACGUUGUGUAUCUUAAGUGGAGAAUCGGACACAAAUGUUGGUUCUGCCAAGUGUGGAAAAAAGCGCCAAACUUGGCAGAACUCGCCUUUUACGUGUGAGUGAGCUUUAAGAGAGAAAUUUCUUAUUCUUUCGAAGAAGGAUCACGAUGAGUCUGUCUGAGCUUUUUCUUUAUUGAUUCUCUCGGAUGAUUUCACAUAAUCCUGUCGGUUUUUUUUUUUAUAGUUUUGUUGUUUCAAUUACGCAGAUGGACUCGAGAAAAGAAAGUGAUUAUUCUUAAAAUGUUAAAGUUAAGAGUUGGUUAUUAAGUUAAUGCUAUAUUUUACGGUUAUCAUUUGUUAUAGUAUUUUCCUCUCGUUUUUUUUUCUUCUUCCUUUGUUAAUUUAUUUUUACGUUUGUUGUCUUGUAAGUGUUUGAUCCAGACACAUUGCCAUCACAUUAAUUAAAUAAUAGACGAGUUCAAUAAGUAAAUUAAUGAAUAAAAUAUCGUCCCUCCUUCAAAGUAAAAUUACGAAAAAGAAAAUCAAUAUUGAAUGUUAUAUCAUCUUAAAUUAAUUAUUAUUACUCAGAUUGCUGCGAGAGGAUGUUUGCGUGUGAAUUCUUCUUGUCUGUGUACACAAACAAACAAACAAACACGGUUUUCAGUAUUUCUUCCCCAUUCUAGUGCGAAUAACAUAAUUAUUAAUUGUGUCAGUGCAAAUGCGAUUUUAUUCAGCAUAAGGCGGUUUAUAUGUGUUUCAAGUUCUGAUUACACCGCGCGCAGUGUGAAAGCAAAAUUCUUAACCCUGCACCCAGAUAAAAGUUUAAACAAAACAAAAAAUACGCAAAUGGAAUAACAGAGAACUUCUUUUACUAGCUUGUGUAUUUACAAAAUAAGAAAUAUAAUGAUGGUAAUUUUUCUAUUUAUGUAAAUGGUGUGUCCAUAAAAGUUAUAUAACUACGCAUUAUACAAAAAGGAGUAAAUAAUUAUAAAAUAAUCGAAAUAAGGUUUCUCGAGAAAGUCACUUUUUCCUUCAAAUGAUAACCACACGCCCGCAAAAAAAAAAAUUAAUAAAUCCAGAACAGUAGUAGUGGAUUCACACAAAGAUUUGAGAAUAAAAAGUGAACUCGGUUGAGACGAAGAGUGGAAAUUUUAGUAACUCUGGUUUCCGAUACUCGGUAGGCUUAAAAAGUCUUUUUGAUGGGGAGGAUUUUCACAAAUCAAAUUUCGCUGCUCGUCAGUCCCCCGGACGAGCGAACUGCUGCUUUGUUGGUGUUGAAAAGAAUUAAAUAUACGCUAAGUGAAGCAAAAAAAAUAUAUAUAUAAGAAGUAAAAAAUCUCUGCUUGUUUCAUGCUGCUGCCUGGGGAUGUUAUUUUCUACUGAAAACUAUCUGAGAUAAAAUUUAAUAAUAUUAUAUUUCACUCGCGCCGUUGGCCCCCGAGCAGUUCUGUGUUAAGGCGCCGCCGCUUUCUGAUAAUUACGGCCGAAGCUGUGAAAAAAUGAAAAUAGCAUUUGAAGCUUACGUGCGGCCUGGGAAAAAACCAAUCUGCUCUUCGGGGGCGGUGCUGAAGGGUUAAAUGUGUGCAUGUUCUUGCCAUUCUGUCUGCAUUCUCUAAUAUAUAAAUAUGAAGAAAAAAAAAUGAAACACAAUACAAUUAUAUUUCUUACACUUUCACUCGCGCGUGUAUGUUAAUAAAAAUAAUUAAUAUGUAAUAAUUAAUUAUCAUUUUGUACACUGCUCUGAUUUGUAUCUAGUUGUUAGUGAUUAAAAGACAAAACUUGUUUGAUGCCAUCUCCAAGUCUAUUUAUAAUCGUGUUCGCGCUGAUGAAAAAAAAAGAAUAAGAAAAUUAAAAGUAACAAAACAUCUCUAGCCUUUAUAUCAAAAGUCAUAAUUAUACAUAAUAAAUAUAAUGAAUGAAAAACCAGAUACAAUUAUGCAAGAAAAGAUUGUAUAAAUUAAUUAAUUCUGCCGAUUAUGUAUAUCUUUUUAGUGACUAAGGCAACCAUUGUUUGUUAGUUUGUUGUUUGUUUUACUGUUUUGUAAAUAGCGCCCCUCAAACCCCCUGUGUUCCUUUCCUCUUCGCCGGCCCCACUUUAUUUUAGAGACUUUAAUAAUAAUAAUAUGCAAAGAAAGAUGUGAGAGCUCUGUAAGCUUUGUUGAAAAUACAAAACUACCGCCAAUUACCCAAAGAAAUAUUGCAAAUCCAUUAUUAAAAAGAACUCCAUGCAUAUAAAUAUUAUGGUUGAAAAAUAAUUACUAUAAUUACACCCUUGGGAGUGUGCGAUUGAAAUAUGGAAAUUUCCACGCCAUGACAAAUUAAAACUGCUGUAAUAUUAAAAAUAAAAAUCUCUGCCAGUUUCGUGUCCUGCUAUAUAAGAUGAGAAAAGUUUCAUAUAAUAAUCAAGAUCCCCUCUUUGCCUCACAAUGCCUUAAUACACUUUGAACUUACUAUCUCUUAAAUGCACCAAGUUUGUUUUUUCUAUAAUGAAUCGGAACAUUUGAUGAAUAAGAAAGGCUCCGCAAAGCCGAAAUAUGUGUCAAAAAAAUAUUUACAUUUUAUAGUGCACAGAGACAUACUCGAUGUUGCUGGUUUGUUUGACAAAUAAACACACACAAGCUGUUAAAAGACAAGAAAAUAAGUGCGCACUUGAUUAUUAUCUCAUUGAUCAGUCAACUUUUUUCGUUUUUCUUUUCCUCCCCAACUAGCAAGUGAUUUUUGAAAGGGCAUCCAUCGUUCGCCCUUUUUGGAAAGUACAUUAUUAUAUAAUAAUGCGUCCUUGUCUUUUUACUCAAGAAUUAUAUCAAAAAUGGGAAAAUAACUUAAAGAUGAAAUUGAAUAAAACAAAAUGUCUACGCUGAGCUGUAUAAAGUUUAAACAAAAAGAUAAUAUUAAAAAAGCUUAUCCUUCCUUUUCUUCUCUCCUGCGGAAAAGCUAAAUUCUCCGGCACUUUUUGAUUUGUCACUUCAAACUUCUCAAUACAUAACCAGUGGUAAAAUAUAUAAAGUGCAUAUAUAAUUGUGUAAAAUGCAACACACUCGACACGCAUCAUUAUUAUUAUAAUUAUAUUAAGAUCCCCAUUUGUUGUGAAUGUUUCAUGAAAUUUGUUUAAAAGGAUAAGAUACAAUUCUAAAAAAUAAAUAAAAAAAAUACACAUUGAUUUCCAA